Molecule: messenger RNA, 4176 nt
Organism: Marchantia polymorpha subsp. ruderalis
Lineage: Eukaryota; Viridiplantae; Streptophyta; Marchantiopsida; Marchantiales; Marchantiaceae
Source: the annotation of a GenBank genome assembly
GGGAAUCUUGGAGCGACGACAACACAUUGCAGACAAUUGUUCCUUCGCCGAUUUUGAACGGCACUGGGGCACGCCCGUUCCUGCUAUUGCUAUGCUUGCAGAGCGUUCCACGUUCGCCGAGCUUCGAUGCAAUUCAAGAAAUUCGGCAAUCCAUCAGGCGGCCUGUGAUUUUGUUUCGGAAGAAAUCUGCGUCGACGAGUUUUCAUUCAAAUCAGAUGAGUGUAUGACUGCGUCAAGAGCUGCGCAGUACCUCGAGAGUUUCGGCCAUUCUUCAGAAGAUGUGAAGCUGUCAUGCGAAAUGAAGGAUCGGUUGCCCCUUGGCCUCACCUGGCGUUGACUCGAUCCUCUCUCGGAUACGGUCCGGGUAGAUUUCCGUGUUCAUAGAAUUUUCUAAGCUUUAAAUACUGAAGCGCAAGAAUGAUGCUUCGCACCCCACCGGGGAAGCAGAAACGUUCUUCCCCAUCUACGUCACCGGUAGUAACAAAAAUCAAGACAGUGCAUCAUUCUGCUUCUGUCGUAGAGGCAAGACCUACUUCAUCACCUUCGAAAAAGCCCCGCCUACCCUUUGGCAUUAAUGUUGAAGAGCCUGAUGAACCCUUUUCAUUGCGCUCUUUGCGUAGAGGGGCCUCAUGGGAUAUGGGCCAGGCAGAUCCCUUUCAUCAAGAACCGUAUUCUGAAGAACUGGCCUUAAGUAAAUUUCGAGAAGACCCUGGUUUUCCUGAUUCCGAGACUGAAGAGGAAAACGAACGGGAUCUGGACUGGGAGAACUUGCGUUGCAGUUACAAAUGUCGCAAUUUGGUGAAAUCAGAUGUCUUGACAUCUCUAGAUACAAGAGAGAAGGAGGUCGGAGAGUUGAAGGCCAUGUUUCUGACCCUAAAAGGGGCCUACAGUUCUUCAGAGGAAGAGAAGAAGCGGUUAAAGAAGCGUGUGGAGGUGCUAGAACAGAAUUUGUCUGCGGCAAAUGAACGGGAGAAGGCAUGGCAUAAGCAACGUUUGCAAGAGUCUGAAAAGACAGAAGAGUUGAUCAGGACUCAUAUGACUCGAUGUGGCGAGUUGGAGGACUUGGUUCAGGAGCAAAUGAGAAAGUGUGCUGAGGCAGAGGCUCAGUCCCAGGCUUUGGAAGCUCGAGCUAUUGCUGCAGAGGAGGCUAAAGAUAGGGCUGCUGAGAAGUCAGUAAGAGAUAUCAAGAGAUAUCAAGAGGAACUGGAUAGGUUGCAUGGGGACAGUGUGUACACAAUUGGGAAAAUGGAUUCAGAGGUCGAAAUAGAGAAACUGAGAGUGCAUGGUGCGCAAGCCGAGGCUGAAAGAUUACAGUUGGAACUUAAAGAAAUGAAGACCAGUAUGGAUGAGAAUUUGGUGGAGAAGCUGAAACUGGAACAUAAGCUGCUUGAUGUCGAGAUACGGAACAACGCCAUGCGAACCACAUCACCGACAGAGGCGGACAUGAUGAUUAAGCAUCUGAAGGAGGAGCUUAGCCAAUGUGAAGUAGAGAUUCGUGAAGCGAGGAAGCUCAAGCGUUUCUACUCUAACGUUGACCUUUUGAAAGAGCGGUUAGAAAGUGAGAAACUUCGUGCCGACAGGGCCGAGGCUGCUCUAACCAAUUUAGCUGAUCUAGAGUGGAAGGUGAAGGAUAUGGAAAAUGAGUUAUCUGCAUGGAAAGAGAUCACUUCGAAAAUUCCCGGGGUCGAAUCCCGGAAUGACAUCUUGCUGAAAGUGGCUGAACUUCAAAGGGAAGUGGUCGCCGCCGGCGCUAAGGUAGGAGAACACAAUGCGCAGGUGGUAAAACUCCAGACUGCACUUGAAAUGGCUAAAAGCGCCAAAGAUGAAGCUGAGUCUAUUGCCAGUGCAGCUGAAGCUGAAGCUGUGGAAGCUGUUUUGAACCUGAAGCGAGCAGAGCGCAAGGUAGCUCUAAUCACAAAGGAGCGAGACGGCUUGAAGGAGAUUCUUGCUUCUUAUGAUGAAGAAGAAGCGGUGAUAGCCAGUCAUCAGAAGAGAAACCCAUCUACUGCGUUGUCUAAUCUUGGGACACCAAGUAAAUCAAAAGAUCUUCGAAUUCAACAAUUGGAGGCAGCCCUUGUGGAUGCUCAACAACAUGCUAAACUCCUAGGUGAGGAGAUAGAGAGAGGAAGUUCGGCUGCAACCGAGCAACGUCGCAGAGCGGAAACUUUGGCACUGGAGCUAGUGAAGGAGCAGGAGAAAAUCAAAUUAGUGGAACGCGAAGCCGAACAGCUCAGAGCCGAGGUGUCUGUUCUGGAAGCCAAGAUGGGGAGAGGUGAAUCAAACCCCUCGGCUACAAAAGUUCUUCACAUGCUCAUCAAUCCCGAAGCUAUGGCUCGUGGUGAUAUUGAAGUGCAGGCUUUGCGUGCCAAGUUACAGUUGCAUGAGCGGCAAUCUGAUUGUCGCAGAGAAGAAGACUCAAAAAACGUUAGUAAUGAUCCAGAGAGUGUGAUGAUGCUGAAACAACGCGUGUCGGCUUUAGAGAAACGCGAAGUCAGAUAUAGACAGGUGUUCGGCAACAAAAUAGCUGUCUUCAGGGAAGCUUGUGGCCUCAUCUUUGGAUACAAGGUGCAAAUGAAUGAGGAGCAGGACUCAUCUACAGGUGGUUCGAUAACGCUGUUCACUUUGCGGUCAAUUUAUUCUUCUAGCGAGGAAGAACAGAUACAAUUCCAGUUUAAGGCUGGCAAUUUGGAGAUGAUUGCAAAUGAGUAUACUGCAUCGCCAGAAAUACAGCGACAGAUCAUGAUGACCGGAAGCAACAGCUAUAUGGGUUCAUUUGAGUUCGACGGAGAAAAUGAUACGGGUCAUCCAUUCUUACAGCACUGGUUCCAGGAGGAAUUUCUCCACCUUUUUUACGAGGAUGAAGAAUUUCGGAACCAGGUGCUAAAAUGCCUGCUGUCAAAAACACAGUUAGAAAGCACAGUUUCAAUGACUAUUGAGAAAAAGCCUCGCAGAACUUGGUUGAGAGAUCUAGAGUGUGCCGGGUUGUUUCUGUCCUUAUCAGAAGAUGACGAGGCAGAAGACCAAGAAGGUUCAAACUGCAGCGAUGAUAAGGCCACUUCAGAAUGCCUGAAGUAUCGAGAUAAAUUCUCCCAAUGCCCGGACCCAAGGUCGCACGAAACGAGCUCAUAUGGAAGUCCUCUCUGGAACUUCGUACAUGACUUGCCAGUCAUGUCGAAGUCCUUCACAGAUGCUAUCUGUCAGUACCCAGAUCCAGCCGAGACUGGCAGCUCAACCGGGUCGCUCUGGAACAUGCUCAUGCAAGCUCCUGGCCAGGAGCUUCAGCUGGGUCAGAAACACGAGGAUCUAGAGACGAGUCCGGGGAAGUCUUCUCGAGAAGAAAGGCGACCUUCGAGUCCCUCCAGCUGCUGGAAGGCGAACCCUCUCUACGGGAUGAGGGCCGGAUCGCCGGAGACAUCUGGCUCAGAGACAGACGGAUCAUGUUCGGCCGCGGCUUGGCUGAAGAAUGGCUCUGUUGAGCCCAAGAAUCUUUGUACGAACAUUGGGGUCUCGUGCAUGCCCGGACCUUCGAGUUUGAUGUUCUCGCCAAACCCGCUUGCAAGUCCCUACUGGGAGGACAAGAAGCUCCUUCAGUCUGAGGACUUGCAGGAGCUUCCUGACCGAACCAAGAGGGUCGACCCAGAUCGCCCCCCGACACCUGCCUUCGGAGAGACCUCAGGCGCAACCUCAGCCCGCACAUCUGGGACCCGGGACACCAGAGCAGCAGCUGCAGCAUCUGCUGCGACGGGGUCACGGCACUCCCGCACUCGCGCUCUGAUACGCAUCUGGGACUCAGUUCUGAAGAAGAUGUUCAAGCUGAAAGUGAGAGUUCGGUUCAGCCCUGCAAACCUCAGAAGCAUCAAAGGAGAGACAGCCACCGUCACAAGUGACGCCCUGCGCGAUCCCUUGCCUCGCCCGUGUGGCAAAUUAUACCAGAUUUGAUGGCUGGCUGCUUGUGGGGAAUGGGGCAACACUUGGUUUUCACCGAGGCCGAGUUGACGGCACAUUUAUCGCCGUCCACCGCUAACAUUCUUUCGCAUGUGCUAACGGUUCGUUCUCGAGCAAUUUGACAUAAUGUUAAUUCUAACUCGUGUCGAUAUCUGUCAAUAUUUAAAGUAAGAUCAAAACUGGUAAUAAAAUGAAAAUUACUACGUUCAUGGAAAUUAUCUUGAUUUGGAG